Anopheles funestus (African malaria mosquito) is the source of this 4552-nucleotide messenger RNA. RefSeq names its product zinc finger protein Noc (gene noc). NCBI's taxonomy places the organism in Eukaryota, Metazoa, Arthropoda, Insecta, Diptera, Culicidae. The record is from RefSeq and is a predicted model, not a curated record. Gene Ontology annotation, cellular component: nucleus. Gene Ontology annotation, biological process: negative regulation of DNA-templated transcription. Bases 993 to 2729 code for a protein of 578 amino acids. The transcript has 2 exons.
UUCAUGGCAGCUUGCGACAGUCGCUGAGCAGGAGUCCAACUUUGUCUGCGAAGCUAAACGGUUCGACAGUGAACGUGCUCGUCGUCGUCCUCGCGUCAAAAUUCCGCUACGAUACACUGUGUGUGCAGCCGCCGUGGAUUACUACCUUGUGUCUGUGUGUAUGUGUGCAUAUACGCAAACGAUUACGCAUUGAAGGAAUAUGAUCAAACAGCAAAUGUGUUAAUACGCAACCAUUGUACCGUGUGACACGUGUGUAAGAAGGUGUUGUGUGGGGUGUGCUGUGUGGAUGGAUGUCAGCGAAGGCCACAGAAGUCAAAAGGAAAGUGUUUUCAAAUGGUUGUGGUUGAAUGGUGAUUGAUUGGGUAAACAACAAGCACCUAGCGAAAAAAGGAAAGAUCUGUCUGUUAUUGUAAACGUCUAUCAUCGUCGCUGUAGCAACGCAGUUGCGUGCAGUGGAUUUGAAGCUGAAAGAAGCCGUUGAAAAGUGUACGAGUGAAGGCGAACGAGAUCAGCCGCAACUCAUGAGAAUCGUUUCCAGGUUGAGAUUUGUUUUAGUGUGACUACUAAACAAAUUAAUUGUGUGUGUUUUUUUGAACGUAUCAAUCACCGUGUUCGUAACACGACAAAUCGAUCGAGUCGUGGGAAAGUGGGUGCGUGUGUUUUCUUGUUGAAAAAAAAAAUAUGAUCACACAAAACGAUCUAACAUGUGAAGGUUUCAGCAUGCAAAUAAAUCAACCAUUUGCAGUGCAAAUACUGCAUCGCCGUUAAUUGUGACCGCGUUCAUGCGUAGCAUAAAACAGAGUGAAUAGAGAGAAAGAGAGUGAAGUAAUAUAACCGAGACGAAACGGAACGUUGAAAGAACCUUGACAGGUGUGAAACAUACAAAUCGACAGAUAAACUACACGAGCGAGUAACUGAAGUGGUUGGUGUGCGAUCGUCAUCGUGUUGAAAGUGCAUUAAGUUGUUCUUCCCCCCUGCCAAAGACCGCCCAAAUGGUAAUACUAGAAGGCACCGCAAUGUUACAAGUUGGAAAUAAUCAAUAUCUACAGCCGGACUACCUUUCUCCGCUUCCGACAACGUUGGACGCGAAGAAAAGUCCCCUGGCAUUGUUGGCGCAAACGUGCAGCCAGAUCGGUGCGGAUCCGGGCAACAUUACGGUCAAAUCGUUGGUUUCACCGUCGGAAAAGAACAAAAAAUCAUCGUCCUCCAAUAGCUCGAGCAGCAGCACCAGCAGCACAUCAUCAUCCGGCAGCAAUUCGUCGGCAUCGUCCCAGGUCGAUCCGACGUCCCACUCGUCCGCGUCUCGAUCGCCGUCGGUAAAGACGGACAAAUCGGACGCAUCGCCGGAGAUAAAGCUCGCCUUCAAACCGUACGAGAUGAAUGUGCUAACGACGAAAGUGAACCUUAGCAAAGCGCCAUCGGUUGACGAUCGUCCGUCGUCAAAGAUGAGCAGUGGAAGUGACGUGUUGAACAACAACAGUGUGAGCCAAAUCAAUAAUAAUAAUCAUGGUGAUCACGGCGGCCGCAAGGACGGCCGGGCCCUGUCACCGCGUGGUAGCGCCGAUUCGCCAAUGUCUGGCCGGGGCGGUGGUAGUGCUAGUGUGAAGAGUAACGAGAGUAGUGGUGGUGAGCAUGGUGGUGGCAAUAAGUGCAGCACACCGGAAGCCAACCGUAGGGCUUCAUCCGCCGGUACGCCCAGUGAUCGUGAGAAAGUGAGUGGUAGCAGCAGUGUAGGAGGUGGUUCCGGCCCUUCCAGCAGUCCGUCGGCUGGCAUGAUGCAUCCGGGUGCGUUGCCACCGUCGGCCGCAUACAAAGCGAACCCGUACGGCAUGAGUGCGGCCGGUUUGCCGAGCCCGUCGGGGAUCGACCACACGAACCCUGCCUUCCGGCCACCUUUUGCCGGUGCAUUUAGUCAUCAUCAUGCGGCCAUGCUGGCAGCCGCCGGUUACUCCGGUGCAGCAGCAGCGGCUGCGGCAGCUAGUGCCGCCGGUGCCAAUCCGUACCUCAGCUACACGCGCGUCAAAACGCCUUCCGGAGGUGAAACGUUAGUGCCGAUCUGCAAGGAUCCGUACUGCACCGGAUGUCAGUUUUCGGCCCACAAUCACCAGAUGAUGAUGGGCAGCCAGUGUCCGGCCGGCUGUACCCAGUGUGACCACCAGAAGUACAUGGCCAUGGCUCUGAGCUCCAUGCCACCGGCCGGCUAUCCGGGCUAUCCUCCGCCCUCGUCAGCCGCUGCAGCAGCAGCAGCAGCUGCGGCCGCAGCCGCAGCAGUAAAUUCCGGCGGAUCGCAACCACCGGGAAGUGCCGGUGCCGCAAGCCGGCCGUACAUGUGCAACUGGGUCGUUGGUGACUCGUACUGCGGCAAACGGUUCAAUACUACCGAUGAACUGUUGUCCCAUCUGCGUACACACACCGCCAACCUGUCCGACCCGGCAGCGUUGGCACUGCAGCAACAGCUGAUGCCGCUGAGUGGCAUUUUCCCGCCUACAUCGCUGCAUCACCAUCACCGAGGCUACCCGAAUCCACCGCUUAGUCCGCUGUCAGCCGCCCGGUACCAUCCGUACGUGAAGCCCGGUGCCAUCCCGACGGCCCUGCCCGGUUCACCGUACAGUGCGGCGGCAGCAGCGGCUGCGGCCGCUUUCAACCCGGCGGCUGCCUUCGGCCAGUACUACUCACCGUACGCGGCCGCUCUCUAUGGACAGCGCAUGGGUGCGGCAGUACACCAGUAGAGCCAGAGUUGGCAAGAAUUGUGACUGUGUCUCGUGUUGUGAGGUUUUGUUUGUGGCGCAAUUCUAAAGGUACAGAAACGUCCCUUUUGGUCCACAAAAAGGACUACCAAGAAAGGCUGUCCGAUGCGUACAGCGAGGGCACGAGCAAAGCACUAAGAAACGGCAACAACAACAACGUAAAACCGAAAGUGUCCAAUCGUGUUUGUUCUAUCAACUGUGAUAUUAAGAUUAUUCUUCAACUGAGCGGAUGGAUAAAGUGGGAAGGAAAUAGUAACACAUUAAAUGAAGCCGAAGUGCUGUUAAUACAAGCGUAAAACAUCGAGGAACAUUUCAACUGGAAGAACGCUACAAAACGUUCGAAAGCUACAGUGCGUUUCAUCCGAAUAGUGAGGAUAGAGCUGGAUUACAAAUCAUUCAUACUUAGAUCACAGUUUGCACACAACACACAGCUACUAUUAACUUGUAGAUUGUGUCAUGGACAUUCGGGAGGGAAAAGAAAACGCAUCCACACAACGAUUGGAGAUUGCGCCAUUUGCCUACAAAAAUCGAUCAAAUGCUGUUAGUUUGUUCAAAACAAUUCAUAACUAUUCGCGGUAAAAGAGAGGCUCAAGAAAGGCCAUCCAAAACGAAAUGUAUGUGUGUGUACGUGCGCGUUUCUGUAGUAGAUAAAUGAUCAUCAGCACACGUAACGUAGUGUAACGCCUGUAACGCAUGUAAAUCGAAAGAUCGUUUUUUUCAUCUUUCCGAAAAUCCUUUUCGAUGCAGUGUUAAUGAAGAGGAGAUCCUAGUGAAGAUUUUAUCAGUAUAGCAACGAUAAGAUAUGAAGAAGAACUUUAUUCUGUCUUAACGCAGUUGUUGUUGACGGAACGCCUUGAUGAUCCAGUAGGAGAUCAUUUCAGUUCAAUCCAAGCUGAAAAGGCAUGCGUUAGUCGAGAGAAACUUUGUGCGCAUUUUGAUCACACUUUCUUUGAAUCGGAACUUGAUCUAAAUAUAUAAAACAAAAUCUCUUACAAUCGUUUUUUUUUGUGUUAUUGUGUCAUUCUUCCGUACAAAAAAGAACCCCACAAUCUCUCUCUCUUUUAUACGUGUGUGGCAUAUUAGCUUAUCCACGUAACGAAUCUUGCACACUAAAUACAUUGUUUCGGUUGCUGUUCACAGAACCGCAUUUUUUUUUGCAUUUGUGUUGCUGUUGCUAAAUUGUUCAUAUAUCAUCAUCCUUAACAAAUGCGCAACAUCAUGAGUAAGGAAGGAAUCCAGAAUGCAUUACCCUGUAUCGACAGUUGCUAUUUAUUAUUGCCGUGUUAUGUUUCGCACUUUGGCCGCUUUAGUUUGCCGUAGGAUCGGGUCGAAAAUUGGAAGUGUAAAGUAAAACAAAACACAUAAACCAUCCCAUCGGAGAUGGUUGCAAAAGCAGGGCAGCACAAUAAAAGUUGCAUUCUUGAGAUAAUAAAGCAAAACGAAUCAACUGCUGAAAUGAGGUGAAGAAUAAAUAAAGAAGAAACACGAAGAAGCACACAAGCAAAAAGGAAGAGAAAAGGAGAGCAAAAGAUACAGAGAUUAGCAGUGAAAAAAGCGAGAAAGAAAAAAACAAAACAGCGGCAGGUACGACGAGUUGUGCGUUGAAAUUGUAAAUAUUCAGACACGGUGCAACACGAGCAAAAGAGCGAUACGAUAAAGUGGAUAAAAAAGCGACCGAAGGAAACAAGCUCGUUUGUAAGAGAAAAAUAUGGAAUUUAUGAACCUGUAAUAAAUCUAAAAGGCAAAAAAAGGAACAAAAAAAUAUGAAAAUAAAAGGAAACGCCACAUCCUCUAUUAAUUACAAA